Messenger RNA from Geodia barretti, 2242 nucleotides. The record is from the annotation of a GenBank genome assembly. NCBI's taxonomy places the organism in Eukaryota, Metazoa, Porifera, Demospongiae, Tetractinellida, Geodiidae.
CAUGCGCAAUGGGCGGAGAAAAGGAGGAUGUGGUGAUGAGAACUGUGCGUGCGUGACGGAGAACCAACGUGCCUACAUUGAGUCCUAUCGGUGUUUUCUAAAGAAAGCACGUUGGCGUGUAUGCUCAGUCCAGCCUUGGCCAGUCGGUUCCUGUCUCUUCCUUCGUUGUUUACGGCUACGAGACGACACUCGCUUCCCCUGAGUCCUGUUCUGCUGACAAGAAGAGGACCAUUACUGUCACGGACGGCAGCUCUCUCCUCUCCUCCACAGCAUGCAGCCACUGCUGGUAACAUGAGCAGCCUGGAGGACCUGGUGUUUGACAACAGAGCCCUGAAGAGCCUUCCCAUUGAUCCAGAGACUCAAAACUAUGUCAGGAGUGUGGGCAGGUGCGUGCUUUUCCCGUGUCAGACCCACACCUCUGAGCAAUCCUCGACUCGUGGCCCACUCUCCGUCUGCCCUCCGUCUUCUGGGACUCUCUCCUGACCAGGUGUCACGACCAGGGUUUGUGGGGUACAUGAGUGGGAACAAGAUACUGCCAGGCUCAGAGCCGGCCUCUCACUGCUACUGUGGCUAUCAGUUUUGGACACUUCUCUGGACAACUGGGAGAUGGCUGUGCGUCGCUACCUGGGGAGAGGUGGUGGGUCCAGGAGGUCAAAGGUGGGAGCUGCAGUUAAAGGGAUCGGGGAAGACCCCCUACUCACGGUUUGCUGAUGGCAGGAAGGUCCUCCGUUCCUCAAUCAGAGAAUUCCUCUGCUCUGAGGCCAUGCAUUAUCUUGGAAUUCCAACUACAAGAGCUGGUUCCUGUAUCACAUCAGAUGACACUGUGACCAGAGACAUUCUCUACAGUGGACACCCCAUCCAGGAGAGGUGUACUGUCAUCACCAGAAUUGCCCCCACCUUUAUCAGAUUUGGAUCAUUUGAGAUAUUCAAGACGAGGGAUAGGGAGACAGGUCGUGUGGGGCCAAGUGUGGGACGUGAGGACAUUCUCCACCAACUCAUAGACUUUGUCACUCAGUCCUACUACCCUCAGGUUCAUAUCCAGGAGCCAGAGGACAGGAGAGCCAGGACUGCUCUCUUCUUCAGAGAUCUGUGUGUGAGGACUGCCCACCUGGUGUCUGCCUGGCAGUGUGCCGGCUUCUGCCAUGGAGUUCUCAACACUGACAACAUGAGUAUAGUGGGAGUGACCAUUGACUAUGGUCCCUAUGGAUUCCUGGACAGAUACGACCCUGGACACAUCUGCAAUGGCUCGGACAAUGAGGGUCGAUAUGCCUAUGACCAGCAGCCCAGAGUGUGUCGGUGGAACCUGGGCAAGUUGGCCGAGGCUCUCUCUCCUCUUCUCUCUGAAGAGGACACUCUCCUCGCACUACAGCUCUAUGAUUCUGAAUUUGAGAAGAGCUAUCUAAAGAAGAUGAGAUUAAAGCUAGGACUGUGUAAGGAGGAGGAGGAUGACAGUGAUCUGAUAGAGUCUCUACUGGACACAAUGCAUACCACUGGAUGUGACUUUACCAAUGGAUUCCAAUGUCUCAGUCGAGUGACAAUUCCUGAGAGUCAAGACUCCACAACAGAGAGGGAGAUUGAGGAGGUGGUGGAGUAUCUCCUGGAAGAAUGUGCCUCUCCUCAACAACUGGUCCAGUCCAACAGACCAAAGAUGCCACCUCAUCAGCUGCACAUGUUCCAGCAGCUGAUGGAGACGGCGCCAGAGGUGCUGCAGGCUCUGGGUCUGAGACCUGAGUCCCUCCAGCAGGAGAUUGCCAAAAUGCAGAACAUGGACAAACUCAAGGAGAUGAGUGUGGAGGAGAAGAGGAGUGGAGACAGAGCGGUGUGGCUGGAGUGGCUGUCGAGGUACUCUCAUCGACUCCACCGAGACCUGGACUCUGGGACUGAUGUCUCCAAGGUUAAUGAGGUUCGUCUCUCCACCAUGAAACAGAAUAAUCCAAGGUUUAUACUCCGCAACCACAUUCUACAGACUGCCAUAGAACAUGCAGAGAAAGGAGAUUUCUCUGAGGUCCGUCAUCUGUACCAGAUGCUGCAGACACCCUACCAGCAUGUGGGAGGAGUGGGGUCUCCUGGACCAGUGGUUGAGGCCAGGGAGGAUGGAGGGACUGUGGCUUCUCGUGAUAGGGGAGGGAGAGGAGAGGGAGGGGAGGAGGCGGGAGCUGUGGGGGGUGUGGCAGUGGGGUCAGCUGUCAGUCAAUACUACAGCAAGCCACCAGACUGGGCCCUGACUCUGUGCGUCACCUGA